Molecule: messenger RNA, 1368 nt
Organism: Lizanozyma spartinae
Lineage: Eukaryota; Fungi; Ascomycota; Pichiomycetes; Serinales; Debaryomycetaceae
Exons: 1
Coding region: 1-1368 (455 amino acids)
Biological process (GO): regulation of transcription by RNA polymerase II
Molecular function (GO): RNA polymerase II cis-regulatory region sequence-specific DNA binding; DNA-binding transcription factor activity, RNA polymerase II-specific
Source: RefSeq, a predicted model, not a curated record
AUGACAUACGAGAUGGAUCAACAUUUACAUCGACUGCAACAACAUCAACAUCAACAACUUCAACGUCAGAAACAACUGAAAUUGAGUCUGAGGGUCCUGUCCUCAGAUGACCAAAAGAAGCUAUCUCAAGACUCUGGGAAACGUAAUGCUGUGCACCUCUCAAACUUACUCCAUCCUGAGUUUGGUGGAGACUCCAACACCAGAAAUGCUUUAUUUAAUAACACCAAUUCAAUUGCUACACCACAGAGUGUACAUCCACAACUGCAACAACUGCAACAACAACUGCAACAACAACUGCAACAACAACUGCAACAACAACUGCAACAACAACUGCAACAAACACAUAUACAACAAGCGCAACAACUGCCUCUGCAGCAACAACUGGCGUUAUCACCAUUUAAUGUUGAACAGAAUAUGAGUUUCGCAAGAGGAGAAUUCACAUCAGGACGUUCGUUUUUGUCCAAGGGAUUCUCUGAAGCUAGUAACGCUGCCCCCGGUGACCAAGGACAAGCUCAGCCAAUUGAAAAAUCAGCUUCGAAUGUCACCGAUGAAGAUGAACGGUUCCUUCGAUUGGCUCGUGAAGCACUUGUAGCUACAGCGCUGACAGGCAGAGUAAUCGUGGAUCCUACAAUCCAAGAUUUACUUCAACGACUACAGUAUGCGAGUUCCCCGCAUGGGAAUCCCAUAAAGCAUUCUAGUGACAUUAGGGCUAACGAAUAUGGUCAAUUAAUGAUACAGGGUUUUUAUCAAUCAUUCCCCAAUUUAUCGAAUGAUGUUUUCACAGGGAGUCCGUCGGCUUCACCAAACUCCCACUUUCAACUGCUGCUGCAAGACAGGCAAUUUUACGAGAAGGAUUCACAUCAAAAUCUAGAAGAUACCAAUACUUCAUCAAACCAUCCUUCUAAUAUGCAUAAUGAUGGUUGGAACUUCUUGCUUGAUGGAUCCGAGCUGGUUGACAGGAAUAGUUCGAUUCACUCCCAAAGUCAGCAGCCGAAUCAAUCGCUAGAACGACGUGUCCACCAACUGAAAACCCAGCGACAUCCUUAUGAAGAUGACGGUGGGAUGGAACAGUACACAGGAGAUGAAGAGGAUGCAGACGAGGAUUCUGAGGGAUCAGCAUCAAUAGGAGGGAGUGGUAGUCCUAGCCGUACAUUUAUAUGUCAAGAUUGUCAAAUGUCAUUCAAGCGAAGUAGUGAUUUAAAGAGACAUGAGAAACAGCAUUUAACCAUUCCUCCAAAUAUAUGUGAGCUUUGCGGUAAAGGGUUUGCUAGAAAAGAUGCAUUGAAGCGACACUUGGGAACAUUGACGUGUAGACGGAAUGCUGACAAGAAAGCAUAUGUCGAGAACUUGAAGUACGUUCAGAAGUAG